This is a messenger RNA of Hippocampus zosterae (dwarf seahorse), 1314 nucleotides long. Its product is annotated as ephrin A4. The record is from RefSeq and is a predicted model, not a curated record. Bases 330 to 947 code for a protein of 205 amino acids. NCBI's taxonomy places the organism in Eukaryota, Metazoa, Chordata, Actinopteri, Syngnathiformes, Syngnathidae. Gene Ontology annotation, cellular component: plasma membrane. The transcript has 5 exons. Gene Ontology annotation, biological process: axon guidance; ephrin receptor signaling pathway. Gene Ontology annotation, molecular function: ephrin receptor binding.
GCAAUCACUUCUGAGCCAAAGCCUCCUUCCUCUGUCCCAUCCCCACAAUCUUCACCUUUUUUACUUUUUGCUAUUUAAGGAAGCGAGCUGGUGCGAAAAUGACGAUUUUGGAUAAACUGGCAACAACUCCUCAGUUUGGAGGCACGAAACUUCCGAGCAUUCAGUGACUAUCUCAAGUCACCUUUGGCAGAAUGACGCACGUUCACUAUUAACUGAUCAAGUUGUUCGGUUUCCUCACCUGUUUUGUGUGUGCGUUUGUUUGGGUUUUUUGGGGGGUUUUUUACACUUCUCAAGUGCUGCGUGCGUGGCCCCGGCGAGACGUGCGCGUGAUGGGUUCCCUCAUUUGGACCCCGGCCACCCUCCCUGCUUGGAAAAACACUAUUUUACUUUUAAACAUCAUCUCAGCCGUCGUGAGCAAAAGACACGCAGUGUACUGGAAUUCCACCAACACCAGGUUAACAGCAGGCGAACUGUCCAUCCAGGUGAAUCUGAAUGACUACCUGGACUUCUACUGUCCUUACUACCCCAGCAAGCAGAUACUGGGCCCCAGGCAGCCGGAGACACUGGCUCUCUACCUGACAGAAGAGGCCGCCUUCCAAGGCUGCGUGGAGACGACAGCAGCCAUCAAGCGGUGGGAAUGCAACACCCCUUUUGCUCCGUUCGGCUCGGUGCGCUUCUCAGAGAAGAUCCAAAGAUUCACCCCUUUCUCGCUGGGAUUUGAGUUUCUGCCAGGGCGGCACUACUAUUAUAGCUCUCUGCGUGCAGACGAAGGCCCACCGCUGCCGUGUAUGAAGCUGCGCGUCACCGUGUGCUGCGAGACCGCGUCCAAGGGCUCCAAACAAACACAAGCGACGUCACCUCUGAGUCGAGGUUGUCGGUCGAGGGCGCCUUGGCUUCGGCUCAUCUUCAUCCUCCUCAUCCUCCUCGCCAUCCUGCUGACCACCUGACCUCCUCGCACCUGUUCCCAGUGAGAAGGGGAACAUUCGGGCACAGUCGGUGACCUCCUGGCCCCCUCGCCCGUCCAUGCAAGGAGACUGCGGAAGACAUGUUUGUCAUUGCGCACACACAAACAUCCAGUUGCACCACACACAUUUACACUCAGGGACUUGGUGUACUCCACUCCCCAAUGCUAUUAAUAAUUUUCUGUGGUGAACUGUACACUGCCUGUCAUUAUAUGACACUGGCAAAGAUAGGUGAACAAAACACGUGUUUAGUGAUGAAAUCAUUUUCAGACCAAUUAAUGACUUUUUUUAUGUUCCUGAGCUGUUAUGAUGUGCCACCGACAUAGCUGGAUAAACAAAAACAAAAAUGAAA